AGGGUAGGGGAGUCAGGGCUUGCGAAGGGUGGGAUGGGCAAGUAGUGGUCGAUCGGGAAAAGGGUGGUUUUUCGGGUUGUGUUUCAGGCAGGUCGGGGAGAUUUUUGGGGGUUAGGGGAUUUGACGGUGGGUAAGCUGAGUGGCUGGCAUGACGGACAAGGGGAAGUGCAGUGUGGGUUGGCUAAUGGGCGGUGGUCGGUGGAGAUGGGGUGGUCAGGGAAGGAGAGGGUGGCUGGGACGCUGGGUUGUCUGUUUUUUUUUUUUUUUUUUUUUUGGUUUUUUAAUAAUUAAAAAAAAUAAUGGACCUAUUAGUAAUUGACACAUUCAACAACAAGUAAUGGAUCUUUAGAUGAAGGCGGGUAUAAAAGUUGGAUUUUUGUGAGAUAAUUAAAAAGUUGGAUUUUUAACGUCAGACCGCUCAAAUGUUGGAUUUUUAAUAUCCAUUUUUCCAUUUAUUUAUUAUUAUUUUUUUAAGAAGUCCAAAAAAUCACUAAUUUUCAUUGAUUAAAGCCAUAUGGGACUAAGAAUCCAAAUAUUAUAAAUAUAUAAUGAUUUGACAUAUUCUCGAUUUGUUAUCUCUAAGGCUUACCAUUGGUAAGAUUUGAUGAAAGCCCCUAAAAAAUAGAAAUGUAUUUUUAGAGGCCGACCCGGUUGAUCAGCCUGAUUAACCAAUCCUUGUUAAUCAGCUGCUUCUGUGGGCCCUCUUGAGCAAAUGUAGUAUAUUUUUAUUGAUUUGUACCGCUGCUGACAUGGAACAUGUUAACGGGCUUGUUUGCGCCGUUAAGAAGGACGUUGUUAACGUCGUUCAAUCCUGAACUAACGUCCAUCCCCCAUAAUUCAGAAAGAAUUUUAAAAUUGAAAAUUAUUAUCAUAGAUCUACUUCAUCUUGUGUUUCGAAAAAUGGAAGAUGAGCUUAAAAUCUAGAGUAUAUGUGGUAGAUCGGUCAGGUAGCUCAAAAUCUAUCGACAUUGCCCAUCUUUCUUUAGAUAAGUUAUGGAAAACAAUGAUCUUCAACUUAGUUCUGUCGAGGAACAGGGGCAUGAUAUCCAGUCUGAUCCACUAUCGGAUUGUUUUGUUCCUGUCAUUGUUUCUGGAGAAGGUCCUUCGCAAGAAUGUCCACCCAGUGGUUUGGUGUCUCCAAUGAAGACUAUUGAGACAGUUGAAACCAUUGUCUCAACUAACAAAGUUUCUGCAUUUGCUUUGGUUGAAACUCCUAGAGUAGGCAUGGUAUUUAAAUCUUGGCAGGAUGUUGAAUGCUAUUAUAAACAGUAUGCUGAGCAAAAAGGGUUUGGUGUCACUAGGGCUCAAGGAUAUAGUUCGAAGAAGGAUAAGGUGAGGAGGGGUAUAACUUGGAAAUGUGAAUGUUGGGGUCAUCCAGACAUGAGAGCUAGUAGGGAGGCAAAGAAAAGGGCUAAAUCUAUGGAUGUGGGUGGGACUAGUGCUGAUGUAGAUGGAGUUGUCUUGGAAGAUGAGCUUGCGCGCGGGAAAAGAACCUCCAAAAAAUGUCUUUGUGAAGCAAAAAUUUAUGGUAGUGUCAAUGAGGAUGGUCUUUGGGUUUUGAGAAAGGUCAUUCUCGACCAUACCCACCUUGUAUCUCCUACCAAGUCCAAGUUAGUAAAAGAAUACCGUAUGAAGAAUUACACUACAAAUGUUAGAAGGAAUCUAAUUACUUUCUUUGAUGAGGGUGUCUCUGUACCACAGAUACAUGGGUGUUUAGGGUUGGGUAAGGAUGGUGAGAACUGCCCUACGGUGAAGGAUUUACAACAUGAAGUUUACAAGGAGAGGAAGGCGCGGCUGAAUAUGGCUGGUGGUGACUGUGCUGCUAUGAUGGAAUAUUUUGAGAGAAUGCAGGCUGAUAAUUCCAAUUUUUACCACUUUCACCGUAUAGAUGGUGAGGGAAGGAUGAAAGAUGUCAUGUGGGUGGAUGCUCGUAGUAGGGCAGCAUUUGAGUAGUUCGGAGAUGUGGUGUGCAUGGAUGCAACUUACUUGACCAAUGAGUAUGAGCUUCCUUUUAUAAAUGUUGUUGGAGUUAAUCAUCACGGACAAUCUAUUUUGUUGGGAUGUGCAUUGGUAUCGCAUGAAGACACAGACACUUAUUCUUGGAUAAUUCGACAAUGGUUGGCGUGCAUGAGUAAUAAGCCGCCCAAUGCAAUCCUUACCGACCAAGCUGCAGCCAUUAGAAAGGCAUUGGUGCUGGAAAUGCCAACUGCUCGUCACCGUUGGUGCAUUUGGCACAUAAUGCGGAAAAUCCCCGAGAAGUUAAGCAAAUGUGAUGGGUAAGUCAUAGAAUUAUUUAUUAUUUUGCACAAGGCAAAAGACCUAGGCACUUUAAUGUUCUGCUGCUUUUGUAAUGAUUUCUAAUAACCUUUGCAUCCA
Chenopodium quinoa (quinoa) is the source of this 2376-nucleotide messenger RNA. RefSeq names its product protein FAR1-RELATED SEQUENCE 6-like. The record is from RefSeq and is a predicted model, not a curated record. The transcript is spliced from 2 exons. NCBI's taxonomy places the organism in Eukaryota, Viridiplantae, Streptophyta, Magnoliopsida, Caryophyllales, Amaranthaceae. Bases 994 to 1953 code for a protein of 319 amino acids.